Messenger RNA from Closterium sp. Yama58-4, 1245 nucleotides. NCBI's taxonomy places the organism in Eukaryota, Viridiplantae, Streptophyta, Zygnematophyceae, Desmidiales, Closteriaceae. The record is from the annotation of a GenBank genome assembly.
AUGGCUGCGCCGCGACAGGAAGCUGCUCACGAGAUCCAUGACACCGUCAUGUUGGAUUCUUUCGAUUUCCUUGGUGAUAUUAACAACACUGUUCUUGACAAGCAGGCUACUCCUUCAUGCCUGGAAGAAUUUAAGCUGCAAGCAAUUAAGGACUUCCGGAAGAAAUUUCUUAAGCACCGGACUCUAAUGCUGCAGUACAACUUCAUGGAAGAACAAAAAGCAGGCGGGAUCAUCCCGCACAGCAUCAGGAUCAAGCCUUUUGGCUUCGUUUGCAAUUCCGAAGAACUCCGUCAAGAAGCGGACAAGGAUCUGCAAGCGGCCUGUGAAGCAUACUGCAAGAAUGCACAAGACAUCCUGAUUGCAAUGAAGAAGAAAGCAGCAGAGCAGGCUCGCAAUGACACCGCGGCUGUUUUCCAGAGGCUCCAGGACCAGAUCGUUAACUACAUCAACCUGGCCAAGAAAACGGACAUCGGGACCAAGAAUUCUAAGCUGACCGACAAUUUGAAUUUCUUCAAGAAUCGCGUCAUUUCUGAAUUCAAGGACGCAAUGUCCAUUUUUGUCAUGGAAGCUAACCUCUCUGAAAUUCAUUUGAAGGAGAAGAAGAGGGAGAUUGAUGAGAAGAAGGCUGCUGCGACAGAAGAAGCUGAGAACCUCCCGAUCGAUCCCACUGUUCGCGAGAUCGCCAAACAGGAGGCUGAGAAGGCAGUCACUAAGCUCAAGCCGAAGUCUACUCCCCACCACUCGUCCCCGAAGAACGGCAAGAAGAAGGCUACUGCUGGAAAGAGAAAGACCUUCCCUGUUAACAACAACAAGAAGGUCUCUACCGCAGCGGCCAAGAAGACCAAGAAGGCGCAGCCGAAGCAGAAUAGCAACGGCAAGAAGCACCUGAACGGUCCCGGGAAGAAGGUGGAGGCUGGUACUCACCGCGCAACGCAGACGAUGGGUCGUGCUUACUCCAAGACAGCCGGACGCAACGCAACUCACCCGAAGAACCAUAACACAGCGGCAAAAAACGGGGGAGGAGCCGUCCGCGGAAAAACAGCCAAAAUCACAUUUAUGUCUACUUUCCCCAUCCCCACCCCCACCCCCACCCCCACCCCCACCCCCACCCCCAUCCCCAACCUCAUCCCCAUCACCAUCACCAUCACCAUCCCCAUCCCCAUCCCCAUCCCCAUCCCCAUCCCCAUCCCCAUCCCCAUCCCCAUUCCCAUUCCCAUUCCCCCCAUGACUCAUCCCUCAUGUUGA